This is a messenger RNA of Dentiscutata erythropus, 231 nucleotides long. NCBI's taxonomy places the organism in Eukaryota, Fungi, Glomeromycota, Glomeromycetes, Diversisporales, Gigasporaceae. The record is from the annotation of a GenBank genome assembly.
AUGCCAAUAGUUAUGAGUAACAAUUAUUUAGUACCAAACAAUAACCCCAUCCUGGAAGAGGCAGCCAUUUUAUCCAACAAAAUUGUAGAGUUUGUGGCAAUAGAAGAAACUAUAAUCAAAUCCAACAAAGACGACCUUGUCAAAGAGGUUGUUAAGAUUACUUCUAACUAUAAUAUUCAAGAUGAAAAUUAUAUAGAUAGCAUUGAACUUGGUCCAGAAAAAGAGGAUGAU